GCGUCCUCCUCCCAUCCUCCCUCCUCAACCUUCUGCACGCACAUACGUCGCCUCCGCAGCAGUAAGCUACAGCCAUGUCGAAUAACUGGACGGACGGUAUCGUCCUCAAGGUUGUGAACAUCCUCUCUUUCUUCCUCUUCCUGGGCUCGAACGUGUGGACGAUUGCCGCCCCCAGGGACAUCUACUACACCGGCAAGGAGACGUACAUCACCCCCGCCCCAUGGGCCUUCGUCAUCUGGACUCUCAUCCACCUCUUGCUUCUCGGCACGGUAAUCUACCAGUUCACUCCCAAUGGCAAGCGUGUCAUCGUCGACGGCAUUAGCUGGCGCUUCCCCCUCCUCGCCGUCCUGAACUCCAUCUUUGUGAACCUGUGGGCCACGCACCACUACAUCGCCGCCUUCAUCUUUGCUCUCUUCGUCAGCUCUUCUGUCACUCACAUCUACUACGUUGUGAAGAAGCAUCACGCUCCCUCCAGCGCCGGCGAUGAGGUCUUCGUCCACCUGCCCUUCUCGCUCUGGCACGGCUGGACUACAGUCCUCGUCGUCCUCGCCGCGUUCGAGGCGUUCGGCAACAACGUCCACGACCGCCCCGCCGGCGUCUGGACCAAGGUCUUCGUCUUCCUCGGCCUGUUCUUCCUCGAGGGCACGGCCGCGACCUACGCGUUCUCGACGCCCGAGGGUGACCUUCCCGCCUCGAUCGCCAUCACCUGGUCUCUCUGGGCCAUCUUCGCGCAUCAGGACGUGCACCACUCCGGCUUCAUCCACUGGUCCGCGCUCGCCUUCGCCAUCCUCUCCCUCUUCUGGGUUGUCAAGGGCGCGUACGGUCUCACCCAGCGCUUCCGCAGCGGCGCUAUCGCGCUCGAGGAUCCCGAACGCGCGCCCCUCGUCGGCAGCAACUAAAGAUCCCGUUAGGGAUGCGCGUUCUCGCCCCGUCUCACCCUAUCCCGAGGCCGGAGAAUGCCGAGACCCAUAUAGUUCGCUUGUGUGCACGCUAUUCGGUUUAGGUGGGAUGUAGCGGGAGAAUGAUUUACGUUUUUUGACGCCCGGAAACAAAAGAAAGCACGGAAUGCAUAGGUUGUCUUGUUUGAGCAUUGUUGGACUGUAGUGUACAUUCUAUUCUAUCAUGAAUCUACUUUUGCAUUGCCCUUUGUGCCUUGUCUACAAGUGCAUGGAAAGUAUCAAGCUGAUGCUCCAGUUGUGAUAAUGGCUGGGCGUUUGUUAAACAGGGCCGUCGCCAAGCCGACCCUGUGAAAGGUAUGUGACAGGUGGGAAGGGUCGCUUCGUACUUUGAUGCCAUCUCUGGAGCAUCACGCACGAGCAAACAAACACGAUGAGGAGCGCAGCGUCAAGUAGGCAUACUUAAAGGGCUGAUAGUGUCCGCGAAGGAGCCCAUUGCUAUGCACAGCAGCGCCAAUGACAAAGGACAGAUGAACAACGGAGAGUGGCUGAAUCAGUUUUGGCCGGAUCGGGAGGCGGCAGGUUUCGGAAGAGCCGGCAGGGCGUGGGAAAGCAUACCAUCAUUCUGGAACGUUCUUAGCCACGACGCUGAUCCCUUCCCCUGCGUUUACUCCCUCUCUUUCUAGCUUGCAGAUGACUGGCCAGGGCGGAGAGGCGUCUGAGAGCACCGAGAUGGUUGGCUAGGGACUAGCAGAGAGGUGAGGGGCAGCAUGGAAGGAGGAGAGGACAAGGCUUGACGGUCGGACCAUAGGGAUGGU
This is a messenger RNA of Coniophora puteana RWD-64-598 SS2, 1714 nucleotides long. RefSeq lists its product as uncharacterized. The record is from RefSeq and is a predicted model, not a curated record. The transcript is spliced from 6 exons. NCBI's taxonomy places the organism in Eukaryota, Fungi, Basidiomycota, Agaricomycetes, Boletales, Coniophoraceae. The coding region runs from base 75 to 899 and encodes 274 amino acids.